UAACUUGCUUUGGGUAAUAUAGUGGUGUAUAAAGGCUGGAGCAUUUGAAAUAAGAUUCAUACCAAUGCUUAGGUGGGCAAAGAAGAGAAACUUUCAUCGAGAUAAAGCUAUAGUGUGAGAAGAGUUAUAGCAGAAAAAAAUGGAAGCUGCAGAAAAUGGUGGUGCUGGGCUUGGUGAUACAUAUUUGGUACAAGAUGGGCCUUAUAUAGUCCACACAGAUCAUGGUACAGGUACUGAUGGAGAAGAUGGGCUUGGUAUUGCAGAUGUUGAUCAGGGAGAUAAUGGAAAGGAUAGUGAACCUUUGAGAGAACAGUAUCACAGAAACCUUGGAAGUGAUCGGAUCAUACAGGAUCGUUUUCUACCUAUUGCUAAUGUAGCAAGAAUAAUGAAAAAUGCAAUUCCAAAAUCAGGCAAGAUUGCUAAGGAUGCCAAAGAAUGUGUACAAGAAUGUGUGUCUGAAUUUGUGAGUUUUAUAACCAGUGAAGCAAGUGACAGGUGUCAUCAAGAAAAGAGGAAGACUAUAAAUGGAGAAGAUAUUCUAUUUGCUAUGUCCACUUUAGGGUUUGACAACUAUGUUGAACCACUGAAAUUGUACUUACAAAAAUAUAGAGAGUCAAUGAAAGGAGACAAAAAUGUGUCUGUUGGACAAGCUACAGAUUCCUCUCUAGAUGAACUUGGAGAAGAAAAUUUUUCUGCACAAACCCUGACAGCCAGUAUACUUGGAACUGAGCAAAAUGGUCAACAUAGUGUUGUAUAUGCCACAACUUUUCCAGCUCAGGUACACCAACAGAUACAGUUUGGAUGAUAAAGCAAUAAAGUGUUGUUAUUCUUAUAACAAGAGUUAUCAGAUUAUUACAUCAACCCAGUUUUGUGGAUUUUAUAAACUCUUCUCUCUAAUCAUUGACAUAUUAUCUGGAGUCGACUGUAAAAAAAAUAAAUCAUCCUUCAUUAUAUACUCCUGCAAAGGACAUUUGAGUAGUGAGUUGAUGAGAAAUUUUCAAACAAGUAAAUUUCGUUCAUAUUAAAUUAUGAUAUAUAAUACAAUGUUCUAUAAAAUACACAGUGUUUUCUUUUGUAUUUUAUAUUUAUUGUCUGAUCUGCCAUAAAUUUUGUUAUCUGUGAAUUUUAAAAACUGAUUUGUAUAAGAGUUUGUGGUUUGUAAAAUUUAAAUUUAAUUACUGUAUAGAUGUGUAUAUCAUACAUUUAUAAUUUUGAAAUGCAAUUUUUAGUGUAGUAAUGCCAUAUAUCAUGAUUUCAUGUUCAGCAACCAUUGAGCUUUUAGCUACUGUAGCAAACUGACAAAUGUAUAGAAUUGUUUCUGAUAUAUAAAGUUACAUGUCCAUAGAAACAAAAAGAUUGUAUAGUUACAACUCAUAUAUAAGAAGUUGAUAAAAUAAAUUAACUUUUGUGUCUUUUUGUUUUUUAGAAAUGUUAAACUGUUUUCAAAUAUUUUGUGAGAUGAGGAUUGUGAGUGAUCUUAAAUUAGCACAUUGAUAAUUUAAAAGAACUAAGCUAAAGCGAUACUUUGAGAAUUUUUAUGCUGAGUAGAUUAAUCUAAUAAAGAUAGGGAAAAGUGAACAAGCUUCAAAGAAUGAUCGGAUGUCACUACUCUGCUCUGUAGAGAUGAGGCACUUGCUUGGUUAUAUUUGAUUAAAAGGAAUAAAAUGUUUAAUUAUCAAUAACAGUGUAUUUAAGAAAUAAAAGACAGUAACAGUGUAUGACAUUCUAAAUAUUAAUUUUGAAAGUUUUAUAAAUGAGGAAAUUGUGAGAAUAGGUUAUCUAAGCUUUAGGUUCUGAGAUAUUGGAUGAGAUUCACUAGCAAUGGAUUCGUGAUGGGGAAACGAAGUCUAAUAAUGAAGAUGAAGAUGGUUGAUAAAACACAAAACAUUUUGAAAUAUGCUCAUUCCAUCUUCAGUGAAAUCUGAAAAUUGUGUUAUGAAGAUGAUUAUUAAUUAAAACUAUAAUAUAAUAAUCACUAGUUUAUUUAGUUUUUAAGAGAAGUGGUAAAUGGAAGGAUAAAACAAAAAGUGAAGGAUUAUAGAAAUAUUGCACAACAGUUGGGUUGAAGUGUGAAAAUGUAGAACAAUUUUAGAUCUAAAGAGCUGUGGGAGUUGUUAAGAGUUGGACAGUCUUUAGCUAUGAGUAAGCUUUCUUUAAUGUAGAGUUCAAGGUCUGAAAAUCCUGUGGUAAUGACAGAGAAAUCGUUAAAUGAAAUAUUGUGACCCGUGGUUUCAGAAUGUGAACGAAUGGAUGAGUGUCUGGGUUUAAGUAGUGGAAGGUCGGUUCUGUUAGAUACUCCUAAAUAUUCACAGACUCUAGUUUUUAAAUGGCAUUUCGUUUUACCAAUGUACGUGACCUUAAAGUCACUACACGUACAUUUAGAAACAAGCCAUGAACGUAGAAGUUUAGGUACUUGAUCUUUGUACUGAAAUAAGUGUUUAAUGCGGAGACUAGGUCUGUAUAUUAUUCUAAGCUGAAUUUGAGGGUAGAAGUUUUUUAUUAGAGAGGAGAGUUUUUUUAAUUUGUAGGAAUUGUGAACCCAUAAAAGGAAGGGAGAUAAUGAGGGGAAAUUUGGGGAUGGUGUGGACAUUGGCUGGUGGUUGGAAUUUGUUGUUUAAGAAAUUGUGUAAUCUUUUUUUUUUUUUUAGAAAAUCAGCCAUAUAGCCGUUAUUUAACAUGUGUUUGUGUAGAAAGGUAAUUUCUUCGUGUAAAGUAGAAUAAUUUGGACAUAGAUCAAAAAUUCUGUUUAACAAUGACAUGACCAGAUUACGUUUGAAGAAGUUGUGGAUUGAACUAUUAAUAUUAGUGUAAAUGCCAGUAAAAAGUUCUUUUAUGAUAAACAGAGGUAGAAAAGUGUUUACCUACUUUGGUAAUCCUGACAUCUAAGAAAGGUAAAGAAUCAUUUUCCUUGAGUUUGAAUGUGAACUUGAUAUUGUGGUAUUGGGAAUUAAGGUAAGAAAGGAACUCAGAAACGUGACUCGAUUAUUGAAACACCAAGAAAGUGUUAUCAAUAUAGUGUUUGUAAAGGACAGGUUUGAAUUCACAUGGGCAGCAUUCUAGCCACUUACAUUUAUGAUAGCAUAGAAAACUAUUGGCUAUCAUUGAACACAGUGGGGAUUUUAUGGCGAUUCCAUCUACCUGGUCAUAAAAGACCUCGUUAGAGAGGAAAUGAUUUAACUUUGUGGAGAGGACAAGAAGUUCCAAUAAUUGUUAAUGGGUGAAACCAAGAUACAACUCAGUGUCAGUAGGAAAGAGAAGGUUCACGAUUAAAUUUAAAGUUUCAUUAAGAAGAUAUUCACUAUUUUUUAGAAUAUAAUGUUUUUAUUUAUACCAAAUGUGAACCACUUUGACAUUUCAAUAAUAUUUAGUCAUGAGAAAGUAAUAAAUAAAUAAGUCCUUUUAUCUUAAAAUGGUUUUAAAAUUUGUUACAUUGUUAAAUAUUUGAGGGUAGAUUUUUAGCAAACCAUGAAAAUAUAUCAUUUUGUUAUGAUUUACUCUUAAUAUGUUUGGUAAUUUAGAAAAUGUGAAACUGGUCGUAUAGUUUUAUAAUGUGUGAAGACAUUAAUACCAAACUUUAAUAGGUUUCUUGAUAGUUUUGAAUAUGACAAAAUUGGUUUUAUGUACUACUAAUAUUAUUAUAAAUGCAUUUCUUCAUUGAUUUAAUUAAGAGAAUGGAAAAACAGAUGUACUAUGUUAAGAACAGCAUUGUAAGCAUUUGUUGAUAGAUCCCCAAUAGGGUAUGUUUACUGCAUUUAGUAUAUUUAUUAUAGGAAGUAGUUUGUAUAUCUUUACCUUAAAUUGUAAAGUUGAUAUUUGCUUUGCUAAAGUAACUUGAACCUUUGGAGAUCAGAGUGAUGUAAUGAACAGAAUAUUUUUAAUCCUAUAUGGACACAUUUCCAAUAGCUAAAGGUCUUAUAAAAAAAGGUUUCUUUAUAAACAUUUAUUCUUAAACCAAAGGACAUUAAUGUUGCAUCUGUGGUAAGUUGUUAUGUAUUAGCAUUAUUCAGUUCUGUUCUGUUGUAUUUUUUUGGGCAUUGAAUAUGAAAAAUAACAUUAAAAUCUGUAUAUCCUGAUAUGAUACUGAAAGCAUUUCCUCUCCUAGGUAUAUAAAUUUAUCACUUCAUGACUAAAUAAAUAAUUGGCUUGGAAAACCUUCCAAAUGAUUGAACAAAUAAGAUGAAGUCAUGUCAUGCAGUAUGAUCUAAAGAAAUAAACAAUAACAUUUUCAUUUUGUUCUCUUCGUAAAGAGUAUUUUCUA
This is a messenger RNA of Limulus polyphemus (Atlantic horseshoe crab), 4258 nucleotides long. RefSeq names its product nuclear transcription factor Y subunit beta-like. Gene Ontology annotation, cellular component: CCAAT-binding factor complex. Gene Ontology annotation, biological process: regulation of transcription by RNA polymerase II. Gene Ontology annotation, molecular function: protein heterodimerization activity; DNA-binding transcription activator activity, RNA polymerase II-specific; RNA polymerase II cis-regulatory region sequence-specific DNA binding. The record is from RefSeq and is a predicted model, not a curated record. The transcript is spliced from 10 exons. The coding region runs from base 140 to 805 and encodes 221 amino acids. NCBI's taxonomy places the organism in Eukaryota, Metazoa, Arthropoda, Merostomata, Xiphosura, Limulidae.